CAUAUUUUUCUCCAACUAUUGACGGUUAUUCCUCAUACUCGGCCUAUCCCAUCCCACCUGGUGCCAUAUUGGACAAUAUGGAAUUAAAAUUCAAAUUUUCUCCUGCUACAAUGGAUCAAAUUUCGAUACUUAUGUUCAUAGGCAAGUCUGGAAUGCACGACGGUACAUCUGACCACAUGGCAGUGAGUUUUGUCAAGGGAUUUAUAAUGUUAACAUGGAAUUUAGGGGCAGGACCAAGACGAAUAUUUACGUCCCGACCAAUAGAAAAGGAUAAGGAAGAAUAUCUGGUAAAAUUGGGAAGAAGUGAAAGAAGAGCUUGGCUAGCGGUGGAAGGGUUGGGGAACGUUACUGGAAGAUCUAAAGGAAAAUUUGUUCAAUUGGACGUUGUUCCCAUGUUAUAUUUGGGUGGAUAUGAUUCAUUAUACUUUUCGACGCUUCCACAUGAUUUGCCAUUGCAUACUGGAUUUGAAGGAUGUAUUUUUGACGUCGAACUUAAAGCCGGAAGUGUUGUUAUUCCUUUACAAAGUUCAAGACACGCUCUCGGUCGUGCGAUCGGGCAAUGUGGAAUCUCCGAAUGUCAUGAAAAUUCAUGCCAAAACGGUGGGAUUUGUUUGCAUCAUGCUAGUACAUUCAGUUGUUUAUGCCAAGACGGAUGGUUUGGACCUUUGUGCUCUUUACAGUACAAUCCUUGUGAUGAAACUCGUCAUAAUUGUUCUAGUGGCUCUGUUUGUGUUCCAUAUGAGGACACAUACGAAUGCAAUUGUCCGUUCGGAAAAACCGGAAAAUUCUGUCAAAACAACAACGAAUUGACUGACAUUACGUUUUCUGGAAAACGAUCCUUCUUAAGCUUGAUAGCCGUCGAUCUAAUUCCUACAAAAUUCGAUAUUCAAUUCGAACUUAGACCUCUAAGCGAAAUGGGCCUUGUUCUCUACAUUGGAAGUAAUGGAAAAAGCUUCUUCUCAUUAUCAAUUCAGAGCGGUUUUCUGGAACUAAGAACACUACCAGCUAAUCGUAUUCAAACGACAAAGGAAGUAUUGAUUUUGAGAAGCAGAAAACUUCUUGCAAAAGGAAAUUGGUAUAACGUACGGGUUGGGCAGUUUGGGAGGAAAUUAUAUGUGGCCGUUGAAAACAUUACUAACACAGUUCUUUUAGAACGAAACGACCAUUUGAAGCUAUCAGGAGAUUUGAUAUUUCUGGGUGGUUUAGCAGAUAUGUCCGAAUUACCCACAGUAGCUGUAGCAACAUUACCGAUACCGUAUACAGGGUGUUUGCGCCGUUUAAAAAUAGACACGAAACCUAUAGAUUUCAACUUUUCAACCGUAAAAAUUUCGCAAAACGUUGACGACUGUGAUGGAACUCCAUGUGGUGGAGAUUAUUGUAAAAAUAACGGGAUUUGUUGGUUGGAUUCUCAGUUAAAGCCUCACUGUUCGUGUACAAAAUUUUACGGGGGUUCAAGGUGUGAGAAUCCUGUCUCUUGCCAGGAGAAGGGUUGCAGGAACGGUGGCAAAUGCGUGAAUUAUGGUUGCAACUGUGUCAUGGGAUUUUCUGGGGCCUUUUGUGAGACUGCUACAAAAGUCACGACUCCCGAAUUCAUGGGAAACAGUUAUAUUAUAUUGAAGAAAAUCGAUAAGAAAAGAGAUCUGGGGAAAAUUGGGGUGAAAAGUUUGUAUAUAAAUUUUACAACUGCAGAUAAAAAUGGACUCAUAUUUUGGGGCAGCAAGCACGAAAAUUUCGUUGGAAUUGGCAUCGAAGGUGGGCAUUUAAAGUUGGCAUACACUAUCAAAAAUGGCAACAGAACCAUUAUCGAAAUACCGGAAACUGAAUCAUUAGCUGACGGUAUUUGGCACACGCUGGAAAUAAGUUUCGGCAAAACGAAUCUUCUAGUUAAAAUUGAUGGGAAGAUAGUUCUUUCGCAAAAUCAAAGCAACUUCGUUGCUGAUUUGUUCGAUCUAUCGGACGGUGUCCUCUACUUGGGGGGUCUACCUACUGAGAAAAACGAAACUAUCUGGCAGAAAACGCACAAUAUGUUUCACGCUUACUUUAAAGGAUGUAUAAAAGCCUUUGGAAUAAACAAUAUCUUAGCAGUCACCGAUUUUUCUCAUUAUGAUGGAUCGAAUAUCGGAAUUUGCAACGUCAUUUAAAAUUAAAAUUAGCUCAAAAAUUAAUAAUAAAACAAACGCUG
Messenger RNA from Agrilus planipennis (emerald ash borer), 2182 nucleotides. Its product is annotated as protein eyes shut-like. NCBI's taxonomy places the organism in Eukaryota, Metazoa, Arthropoda, Insecta, Coleoptera, Buprestidae. Bases 78 to 2141 code for a protein of 687 amino acids. The record is from RefSeq and is a predicted model, not a curated record. The transcript is spliced from 7 exons. Gene Ontology annotation, molecular function: calcium ion binding.